This is a messenger RNA of Aspergillus glaucus CBS 516.65, 825 nucleotides long. RefSeq lists its product as uncharacterized. The transcript has 2 exons. Lineage: Eukaryota; Fungi; Ascomycota; Eurotiomycetes; Eurotiales; Aspergillaceae. The record is from RefSeq and is a predicted model, not a curated record. Bases 128 to 550 code for a protein of 140 amino acids.
GGGGUUUCUUGCCGUAGCGGCAUCAUAUCAGAAAUAAAAAAAUUGCCUGGAAAUUUCAAUUGAGAGAAACACGUCUUUUUCACGCGUCAAUCGACCGAUAGGGGCCUUCUGGCACCUAUAAACCACCAUGGAGGCUCUGAGACCCCGUGGUGGUGGUAUAUCACACGCGUCACCCCCCGGAGUGGGCAACGUGGCCUCCCAAUUCGCGGAAACACAAGACAUGCCAGUCACCCCAACGCCAACCCGCUGGCGAUCUGGGAACGCGAUGCAACCUGGAAUUAAUGAAGGCAGCAUGGAGAGUAUGAGCGUGGAAGAAAAUGAAGGCCAGGAGCGCGGGCGACCUGGGGGAUCCAGCCGGGGCCCCAGCCGGGCCAGCGAGGCUAGAAGUGGAAUCAGACAACGAAAGGUCCUACAAAAGUCAUUGAUUGGUAGGGGCCCUAGAAGCAGCCCAAACACAGCAACAGGAAAUGUACCAGGCGGUCCUAGAACAAGUGCAAGCACACAUGGCAGAGGAGCUAUCCAACUGGAAAGCAGAACAACAACUCCAUGAAGGAAUCUAUCUUGAGCGAAUCACAAAUCUGGAACUGGAAGUCAGCAAGCUUCAUACAGAGCUCAUGGAGGCCCAACACACUAUUCAGCGAACUGGACCAGUGAAGCAAGAUACACCGGCAACCAAUGCCCAAUUGAGUCAAAUGAACCGGCAUGAUAACAACAUGAUCUCCAAGAAAACAGAAGUGAUGAGCCAAAAGUCAAAGCAGAAACCCACAUUUGCAGACCUAGCUGCACUACUCUCCACUAGACCUGGAGGACAGGAAUGGCAGGAGG